GAAGGCCGCCCUGACACUCGCCUUCCCGUCUCUGCAGGCUGUGUCAUCACCAUCUCUGGACGUAUGACCUUCACGAGCAAUAAAUCCAUGGAAAUCGAGGUCUUGGUGGACGCCGACCCCGUGGUGGACAACUCACAAAAGCGCUACCGGGCCGCCAGUGCCUUCUUCACCUACGUGUCCCUGAGCCAGGAGGGCAAGCCGCUGCCCGUGCCCCAGCUCGUGCCUGAGACCGAGGACGAGAAGAAGCGCUUUGAGGAAGGUAAAGGGCGGUACCUGCAGAUGAAGGCGAAGCGACAGGGCCAAGCAGAGCCUCAGGCCUAGACCCCUCCUCCUGCCGCCAGGCCUCGAGGAGCUGCAGCAGCAGACCCGGUGUCCUGUCACUUAGAAGUUACCCUUGGCCAGAACCCCGAUUCAUGUUGAGAGCUGGUGUCGUGUGAAGUAUUCGUAUCGCAGUGUUAACCUAUACUCUUUCCUGAAAGCCUACACACCAAAGCUUUAUUUAUAUCAUUCCAGUGUAAACGCUACACAGUAUUGUCCCCAACGCCGGGAGGCAUUCCACAGAAGCCCUCGGGAAUGCUCCCGAGCACACUGUGGGUUUGUGCAGAGUCCAGCACCACUAAUAAAGCUGCUGUUUGGCUGGA
Microcebus murinus (gray mouse lemur) is the source of this 641-nucleotide messenger RNA. NCBI's taxonomy places the organism in Eukaryota, Metazoa, Chordata, Mammalia, Primates, Cheirogaleidae. The record is from RefSeq and is a predicted model, not a curated record.